Messenger RNA from Porites evermanni, 1608 nucleotides. NCBI's taxonomy places the organism in Eukaryota, Metazoa, Cnidaria, Anthozoa, Scleractinia, Poritidae. The record is from the annotation of a GenBank genome assembly.
AUGGCUGAUGAUAGCUUAGAUGAGAGUGGUAAAACAUUAGAGCCAAAAUACUUAACAAAACAGACUUUGUUUCCCGUAAUCGGAGCUAGUAAGAGUAAGGGGUCUGGUAACCUUCUUUUCCCAUGUUCUUCUUUUAAAGUUGAUGAACGCGCGGCAGGUAUUGGUAAAGGUAAGGGGAAAGUUUUCCGCGUUAUCACGACUUUUUUUUAUUCCCCACAUUAGACAAAGAACCUUAUUUCAAAGUCCAUAAAACCGAUUAGUUAGUGAAUUAUCGGUUUAUCGUGCACUCCUUUAAACUUAGUUAGUCCGUUAAAGUUAUACAAGUGAAGAAUUAUUGUAUUAACCACAUAUGUUACUGGUCAUUUGGUCUGGAAACCCUGAUGGCUAUCCCUUAAGUGUGUUUAUAGUGAGAAUAUAAUUAGAUUGAAGACUACUUAUACACUAGAGGUGUUUUCUUUGUUAUAUUCGUUGGGGUUUUGUAUGUCUCGAGGAAUCUCUCUUGAAUAUUCUUUUUUUACAAUGAUUUUUAAUGGUGCUUAUUUUAUUUUCCUAUCUUUUUUCAAAGGAGACAAUCAACCAAGCUGGCUUAGAAAUGAAAGCUACAAGGAUGUUUCAUUUAAUAAAAGUGAUCAAGGUGAUACUAACAUCAAGGAUCAGAGACAGCUCCCAUAUGAAUUUUCAGAAGACACUGAUCACCAGUUUCUGGGACCAGAGAAGCGUACUUACUCUGAAAUCCCCAGUUCAGAAGAUGAAGAAAGAGAACAUUAUGGGAAAGAACAUGAUAGGAAGGAGAGUUCAAGGAGACACCAUCAUGAUAAAAGGAAACACAAGCAUAAAAAGAAACACAAGCAAAAGCAUGAUAAAUCGGAGAAGAAGGCUCGGAUCAGUGAUGAUAGUGAUAAGCCUGAUACAAUUUGGAGAGAAGAAGCUCAGCUCAACCCUGAGAAAGCUUACAGACUGAGUAAAAAACCUGAUUUAGCAAAUCGUAUGUAUGACUCUUUAUACCGACUGGAUGUUGCGUUGUAUAAGAUGAAGUCAAAUUUAACUUGUCUUGGCAUCAGCAAACAUCAAGUUAUUGAACUGUCUGAAAAGCGAGGGAAGAAAAGCAAAAAGACCAGAGAUAUCAUUUCCAGAUAUUGGAACAUAAAAGAUGAUAAGCUAGAUGAAGUUGAGGAGGGAAUUCCUACUACAAUGCCUUGUGUGUUAAAAAGCAAAGAACUGGAUGUUUCUUUUAGUAAUAGCAGUGGUUAUAUUUCCCUUGAGUUACGUGAGGCAUCUGAGAAAGUAAGAAAUGAUCACUCUGUAGAUGCAGUGAAAGAAUCAAAAUAUACUGAUGCUGAUUGUCAAGACUUUGAAUUGCUCGAAAAAACUGCUGAGCUCAACAAAAUUUUACGUGAAAAUCCCCAUGACAUUCAAGCAUGGCUUGAUCUUGUUAAUUUCCAAGAAGAGGUUGUCUGGAAGGAAGAUUCUGUUAAAUCAAGCUUUACAGCAACUGGGCGUGAAAAGAGAAAAGCUGCUACAAGAACUAUCAUAGAGAAGAAAAUUGCAGUCUUUGAAAAAGCACUUCAACAAAAUCCAUCCUCUGUAGAACUGAUAAUGGGCCACUAG